GUGCGAGCCUCGGAGGUGGCGCAAGAGGCGGCCCCUGCGGCCGCUGUGGCGCUGUGCCGGAGGCUGAGCAUCCCCUCCCGAGCUGUGUUGAAGCUCCUGCGCGAGCUGGAGACCUUCGAGGCUACCGGAACGAGGCCCCGAGCCACCGGGUCCGAGGCGCUGAGCCGCUUGGAGAGCGCCGAGGCGCGGACGACUUUGGAGAAUUUGGGGGCAGAGAUGGCGUUGGGCUCGCGACGCCUCUCCUGCGAAGAGCUCCACGCUGCCAUCCUGCCGCCUUUCUUCGAAGGACGCGAGCUCCCUUGCAGCCUCCUGCCGGCGGAGCUAGCCCUGGGACCUGCAGUCGAUGAAGCGUCUUUUCCCUCCAACAGACCGGAAGCAGCUGACCAAAAGGUAGAGCAUGGUGGCGAGGGCUGGCAACGGACGCAGAGCUGGAGCGGUACAUCCAGAAGGCGCAGCGAAUGGAACUUGUAG
This is a messenger RNA of Symbiodinium natans, 471 nucleotides long. The record is from the annotation of a GenBank genome assembly. NCBI's taxonomy places the organism in Eukaryota, Dinophyceae, Suessiales, Symbiodiniaceae.